Molecule: messenger RNA, 1299 nt
Organism: Exophiala aquamarina CBS 119918
Lineage: Eukaryota; Fungi; Ascomycota; Eurotiomycetes; Chaetothyriales; Herpotrichiellaceae
Exons: 3
Coding region: 1-1299 (432 amino acids)
Cellular component (GO): nucleus
Molecular function (GO): RNA polymerase II transcription regulatory region sequence-specific DNA binding
Source: RefSeq, a predicted model, not a curated record
AUGCGUCAGGAUCGCCCUUGCAAGCGCUGCAUCAAGAGAAACAUUGGGCAUUUGUGCCAUGACGAGCCAAGAGAGGGCCACGGAUAUCACAAGAAAUCCAAAGCCGAUUCUGAUGCCACCGGUGCGGACGACACAUCUCCAAACAGGGAUGAAUACGCCACCGCGACACCAAAUCUGGGACCUCCAGCCUUAAUGGACGACAAUGGACAUAACUUGAUGCAAGAUGACAAUGCCGGGAUGAGACACGCGACCGACGCCCCCAUAGCAUCUUCUAAUCCUAGCGCCCCUGCGCAGACUGGAGGCAUCAAUGGUAACAGUCAAUCCCAUUUCGGGUAUAACGAUCCAUGGCUGGGCGUCCAAAAUCGUUUUCACGACAUGCAUGCCUUUCACCCCAAUUUUAUGUUUAAUGCCAAUGAAGUCACGGACGAAUUCAACCUGCUCAACGAUUUCCUCAGCACCAGCUUAUUUGAGGAAACAGGCAUGUAUUCUACUGACGAGUUCGGUGGCCAUUACGAUCCGUCGUUUAUGAGUUCAAUGGCCGAGGCUGGGCUUCCUGCACCAGGUUCCGAGCCUUUGGCCGGUCAGCAGCAGCCUGCCAAUCUCGUCACAAACCAGAGCAAUGCUGCUCAAGGCGCGCUCAUUUCAAGACCUUCCAGUGUCAAACCCAUAUCGGACAAAGCAAGAGAAAAGUACUACAUGAUGGCGGCGGAUCCAAUCGGCACAGAGCCUCCUGAGGAGCGAAUGAACAAGCUCCUCAAAGCCAAAUAUGAUGCCGGCAUGCUUAGACCGUUCAAUUAUGUUAAUGGCUAUGCGAGGCUCAACAAGUACAUGGAAAAGAACAUGAAGCAUUCAUCUCGACAUAAAAUCUUGAUGCAGCUGGACCAAUUCAGACCCAAGUUUCGGGAGCGUAUGCAGAGCUUGACUGAUAUUGAACUUGUCUUGGUUGAGAUGUGGUUUGAAAGAAGCCUCAUGGAAUAUGAUAGAAUUUUUGCUAGCAUGGCCAUUCCUGCUUGCUGCUGGAGGAGAACCGGUGAGAUCUUUCGAGGGAAUAAAGAGAUGGCUGAAUUAAUUCAUGCCCCGAUUGAAUCACUCCGUGAUGGCAAGUUGGCCAUUCAUGAGAUCAUUGUUGAAGAUCAAUUGGUUAGCUACUGGGAGAAAUUCUGUGCGAUUUGCUUCGACCAACAGCAAAAAGCGAUGCUCACAAGCUGCACCCUUCGUUGCCCGGUAGCAGGCUCUAAUAUAGCCGAGAUCCCGUGUUGCUUCUCUUUUACCAUCCGCAGAGACAAUCACAAUAUGUGA